Molecule: messenger RNA, 549 nt
Organism: Corylus avellana
Lineage: Eukaryota; Viridiplantae; Streptophyta; Magnoliopsida; Fagales; Betulaceae
Source: RefSeq, a predicted model, not a curated record
CACCCACUCCAACCACCAAAAUUAAAAAGGCACCCUUCUUUAAUAUUAUAAAACCUCUGCACGUACCAUAAUCCUGUUCAAGAAAAAAAGCAACAGCAAGCAGAUUGAUUACAUGGCGUGUGUUUGUUCAUCUUCUUCGAUUGCAAUGGCCGAGAGGAUUUCUUGGUACAGUGCUCUGUUCUUGGCAGUAAUGCUGGUUUUGAGCUGCUGUGAAACAAGCCGUGAAAGCGAAUUCGCGGGUCGGAUUCUGCAGAAAGAUAUCACCAACACCAACAAGCCGUGCGAUGAAAUCUAUGUUGUUCGUGAAGGAGAGACCCUGCAAACUAUCAGUGAAAAAUGUGGGGAUCCAUAUAUUGUUGAGGAGAAUCCACAUAUCCAUGACCCAGAUGAUGUUUUCCCCGGCCUCCUCAUCAAGAUCACCUCUUUCAACAAUAGGUAGAGAGCUUAAUUCCAUUCCUUUGCAAUUAAGUUUUAAGGUUUUGAGUACAAUUUAUGUGAAAAUUGUAAACAGGGCAAGAUUGUUAUCAUAUACAUGAUUAAAAUCUUAAU